AUGGAGGAGGAAAGCACUCUAGUACGAGCAGAAGAUCCAAAACACGUGGGUAGAGUCUCCAGCGAAAUCAAACCUGACUCGUACAGGCUUUACUUCAAGGGUUUGGUUAGCGAGGAAACCGUAGAGUUAUUAGCGGGAUUUGGGGUUGCGAUUUGCGACAAAGAUGAUAAUCUCUUGUUUCAGAUGAAAGAACAAGUUCAUGACUCUAGGGUUACAGUUCUAGAGGUUGAGAUUAUGGCACUGAAGCGUGGACUAACCGAAGCUGUGGGUUUAGGGAUUGAUAAUAUCUCAAUUUACAGCGAUCAUUAUCGGAUUUUUGAAUUGGUCAUGGAGAAAUCUGCUUCUGCGGAAGAGAACUUUGCCUUACUAAUGGAUAACGUUCAACACAUUAGACAACGAUUGACGUCUAGCUUUCCUGUUCUGGUGACUAGGAAUCAAAUUAAAUUUGUGUAUGAACUUGCAAUGGAAACAAUAGUUUCUGAAAUCAGCAUACAUAUACCUGAUCAUGACAAGACUUGCAGUAUAUGUUCCGAUGAUAAUUUCGAACCUGAGCUGAUGUUUUCUGUUGCUUUAUGCGGUCAUGAAUUCUGUGUUGAGUGCGUAAAACGACAUAUAGAAGUGAGGCUACUCGCGGGAGGUGUACCGAGAUGUCUUCAUUAUCAAUGCGAGUCUAAACUUACUCUUGCAAACUGCGCCAAUCUUUUGACAUCUAAACUAAAAGCAAUGUGGGAACUAAGGAUCGAAGAGGAAUCUAUUCCUGUGGAGGAGAGAGUAUAUUGCCCCAACCCUAGGUGCUCGAGUUUAAUGUCGGUAACCAAGCUCUCAAACUCAACAAGAGAAGAUGUAACUAUGAGAAGUUGUGUAAAAUGCGGUGAACCCUUUUGUAUCAACUGCAAACUUCCGUGGCAUAGCAACUUGUCGUGCAACGAUUACAAGAGCUUGGGUCCAAAUCCUACAGCAGAUGAUAUAAAGCUGAAAGCUCUAGCAAAUCAGAAAAUGUGGCGUCAAUGUGAAAAUUGCAAAAACGUAAUCGAACUAUCGGAAGGAUGCAUGCAUAUCACUUGCAGAUGUGGGCACCAAUUUUGCUACAAAUGUGGAGCCAAAUGGAUCACUGGAAGAGUAUUUUGCACUCAUUCAAGGCCGCCAUAUACUCCUUCAAUGACAUCGCAUGAAGAAGAGCUGGAGAAAUAUAUCGGUGAUCUACGUCGUGGUACUCAAGAUGAUUGA
Molecule: messenger RNA, 1227 nt
Organism: Arabidopsis thaliana (thale cress)
Lineage: Eukaryota; Viridiplantae; Streptophyta; Magnoliopsida; Brassicales; Brassicaceae
Product: RING/U-box protein with C6HC-type zinc finger
Exons: 4
Coding region: 1-1227 (408 amino acids)
Biological process (GO): protein ubiquitination
Molecular function (GO): ubiquitin protein ligase activity; ubiquitin-protein transferase activity; nucleic acid binding
Source: RefSeq, marked reviewed